Danio rerio (zebrafish) is the source of this 1647-nucleotide messenger RNA. Lineage: Eukaryota; Metazoa; Chordata; Actinopteri; Cypriniformes; Danionidae. The record is from RefSeq and is a predicted model, not a curated record.
UUCUCCUUAUUUUACAGAGAGCCCCGCCCUUCACCACGCAGACUAACAUUGAUUCAGCAAGGUCCUCCAAAGCUCUUCCGUCUACACACAGAAAGAAAAAUACGUGAUGAAAAUGGGAAAGUCCGAAAAUGGACUUUUGAAAAAAAAGAUGUCACUAGGCAAAGCAAAAUCAUCCUGCUGGUGGGAGAGACUGGCGCUGGUAAGACCACCAUCAUCAACACCAUGGUCAACUACUUGCUGGGAGUGACAUUUGAGGAAGAAACGUGGUAUGAAAUCACUGAAGAAGAAGUCAGAGAUCAAUCAGAGUCCCAAACCUCUGAAAUCACCAUGUAUGAGGUCUUUCCAGUGAAGAGUCCCAUUUCUCUCACCAUCAUUGAUACUCCAGGUUACGGAGACACUAGAGGACUGGAGAAAGAUCUGGAAGUUGCGGAGAAUUUAUCUGCUCUGUUUCAGAACAACGAUGGAGUUCGAGAAGUCGAUGCUGUGUGUUUUGUGAUUCAAGCGGCCAAGAAUCGUCUCUCAGACAGACAACACUACAUUAUCAGCUCAAUUCUGUCUCUGUUUGGGAAAGACAUUGUGAACAACAUCGUGUUUUUAAUCACACACUCUGAUGGUCUUCCUCCUAAAAAUGUCCUCGGUGCCAUUAAUAAAGCUAAAAUCCCCUGCAGACGAGACAAUAGUGGUCAGCCUGUUCAUUUCUUGUUCAACAAUCGUCAGGCUGAACCUCGACAUAAUGAGAAACGCUACAUUCGUGCUCAAAAAGAGGCCUGGGAAAACAGCAUGGAUGAGAUGAAAGAAUUCCUUGAUUCUUUGAAAGACAAGAACAGAUGUAGUUUAGAGUUGACUUUAGAUGUCCUGAUCAACCGCAUUUAUUUUGAAGCAUCCAUCAGCAACUUACAACUGAGAGUUGAAGAGAAAGAGUCUAAGAGGUCUGAAAAAAUUCAAAUUCAGGAGGCAAUAAAACAGAACAAGAAAAAGAUUGAAAUGCGCACAAAUUUCAGCAUUAAAGUCAAAAGGACAGUCAAAUUGAAGGUGCCCAUUGAAAGCAAGUCUUGGAAGAACAGAAAGGCGACAACUUGCACCGUCUGUGAGGAAAACUGUCAUGAGUUUGAAUGCUGGUGGGUUUCUAAUCCCAGCCAAUGUGAAGUCAUGAAAAAUGGUUUCUGCACAGUGUGCACAAGAAAAUGCCACCACAGCAAACAUGUCAAAGAAAAUAAGAAAUACAUAAUCAGAAACUCAAGCAUGAUAAUAGAUUUUGACAGUUUUAAAGAGGAAAAGGAAAAAGCCCAAGAAGAUUUUGAUAAGUUUUCAGUUAUAAUGGAUGAUCUUGAUCAAGAUUUGAAGGACAUUGAGGACCAAAAGUCAAAUCUUCUGUCUCAUGCAUACCAGACCAUCAAGCAUCUGUCUCAGAUCGCUCUAAAACCAGACUCUGCCUUCACCCUCCAGCAUCUGGACUUCUUUGUUCCCAGAGUGAGGGAGGCUGGGAAAGAAGAAUGGGUUCAAAAGCUGGAGGAGAUGAGGAGAAUAGCAGCAGCUGAAGAAGCCAAUAAAGACGCUCUGAGUUACCUGAAAGCUGGACUUGAAAAAAUGUUCUUUAGUGGGGAAUAAAUCAGAUCAAAGAAGAAAAUGGUUCAAUUUACCAAACCA